GCAAAACACUCUUUGCAAGUGCUCAGCCUCCAGGAGCGCUGCCUGCAACCUCAGUUGGACCUCAACGAACGCAUCGACUUCUACGAGCUCUCGCUGCUGAAGGAUCGUCCAUGGGCAAGGCGUCAAGCACCCCUGGGAAACUGCGUUCAGGGCAUGCUGGAGGCUGUGCGCACCAGAAAGGGCAAGCGGCCAUUUGAGAACAUGAAGAUCCACUACGGCCUCCAGGACCUGUUCGAGGCCAGGCCCACGUCCAUGCAGUACAGGGAAUGCAACUGGGGUUACACAGGAGGCUGCCUGGCUUUGGUUCCUGCCGCUGUUGGUGGCGGUACCACGUUGCUCUGCCAUCCUUGUGGCGUCGAUCUGAACAACCUAGCCAUUUCGGAAUUCUCCCAAAAUGAGGACCCUGAGGGGCCCCUGGUUCAAAAGACGGGAACCGUUGUCCUCCAGAAACCCGAGGGCUCGGAGAGUCCCAUCUUUCAAGUCUGCACUCGGAGGAUUGAAGAUGAAAUAUGUUGCUGCAUUCGUCUGGAAGACCGGUGCCAGUAUGUCCGCCUUUAUGACUCGGUUGGGGAAGAUCCCAUGGUUCUCGCUGACUUCAGCUAUGACGACACACUCUGCUUUGUCAUGCCGAGCACCUAUAUUUUGGGCGAGCUUCUUUCCGUCACGCAAGCCGGAACCAUCUUGCUGCAGAACUGCGAAGACAGAGAGCCGACGUGGCAGGCGACGGCGUCGCACGAAGUGGAAAACUGCGACCAGUGGUGGUGCUGUGACUUUGGAAGUCAUCCGCGGAGCAUACUCUUCAUGGACCACGUCGCCGUGUACGCUUUGGAUGCACGGAGUUCCGGCGCAAGGCGGCGCAAGCUGUGCAGCAUUGAGAGGGACCCUUUCCUGAACGACAAGUUCACGCUGUUCAGGCAGAACCCUGUGAACCUUCACCAGGUGUACCUGGCCAGCUCGCUGAUGCUAUCGCUCUGGGACGAACGGUACCCCAUGCAGCCCAUGCUGACCUGGAAUCACGGCCUGAAGUACUCUCCGACCUUCCUUGACGCCGUCGCCGCUCCCUGUGGACAAGGCAGCCCUCGUGACCUCUACUUGACCUUGGGGUCACAGAGGUCGAGGGAAGUUGCCGUGUUCAGCGUAUCUCAGGAAUCGAUGUCGCUCCAGCCAGUUUCACUGCUUCCGCCUUGGCAUCUUUCGAAGCCCUGCGAUUUCUCGAACCAGCUGGUGUACCAGGGGUGCAAGAUUGAGGCGGCCAUCGCGAAACGUGUGACGGCCCCUCUCAUUGGGGCGUGUGUUGUGACGUGUUCGGGCGGCAGUCUUUCGGCACUCCAGCUCACUUCGUUCGGCGAUCUCUUUUGUCAGGACUUUGUAGUGGGCGGUGAGCACCUUGCCAGCAGGGGCAGUUGCAAGUUUGGCAUGGGGAGCGAUCUGAUCCCGGUCUCGGAAAUCCAAGAGUCCGUCCGGUCGUGGACGGAGCUCGCCAAAGUCGUUCCGAUCCCUGAGGAGGAGGGCCAUUUCAUAGAGUUCAGGAGCAUCUCAGGUUGCAAAGAGCGGCUCGGGCUACCGUACAACACCCACGAGACCACGGCGGACAAGACGCACCCCGAGGAACACGGCCACCACAGGUUUCGGCGCCCAGAGCUCGAAGAACUUGUGCUGAGAGCAAGGGCUGAGAAACGGACAAUAAGUUUCUCGGAAUGGAGUCGCGCACUUGGCGACGAGGAUAUAGCCGAGUGUUCCGAGGACGAGAGCGAGGUCGACGAUCUUUCCAAACUGCUUGGUGCCAUCCAUUUGACCAGCCUGGACAAGACCGGAAUGCGAUACCUGGAGAAAUGGACGGAGACGACACACGACGUAACUGACGAAUGGCAGCUGCCCGAAUCAACAGCAGACAUCUCGUUUACGGGGCUUUCACAAAGUCCGAAUCGGGAACCAAAGCAGCGGGCGAAGGUGCAGCCGACACAUCCACCGGUCGACGCAAUCACCAUCCACGACGACGACGACGACUUGCACACUGGGUUUAGCCAGGAAGUGACGGGCUUCAGUAUGGUGGAGGCGACAACCUCCCGCCAUCGAGUCGAGGCGGACGCAGACUGGGUCGUGAACGAGGACGACGGCUUUCUCUCGUUAGUGGAGGCGCCUGUCGCCAGCGAAGCAUCCCGCAGGCCCGGCAGAUCCGGCAAACAGGCCUUGAAGAGGAAACGAGCGAUCUCGGACGGGUUUUAAUUACUACAGAGUUUGGCGUUGUAGUGUACAUAAGUGCGAAGGGAAUGGCGUCGUCUCUCCGCCAGAUCGCGAGAAUAGGUGAGGCCGGAAGGGGUCUUCACUUCGGGAACAUGCUGAACCUGGUGAGUGAUAGCUUGAGGACUGGCUAUUGAGCGAAGACGACAACCUCUCUUUAAUAUUGCAGGCGUUGGUUGCCGGCGAAGCAUCCUGCAGGCCUGGCAGAGCCAACGAUUGGGGCUUAAGGAGAAAGUGAACUGCUUUGGAUGGGUUUUAGCUACAGAGUUUGUUAUAUAGGUGUACAUAAAUGCGUGUGGGGUGGUACUGCCUUUUCCGGCAGAUUGUAAGAAUGGGUGAGGACAGAAGUGCCUUGGGACCAUGUGGUGAGUGAUAGCUCAAGAGGAGUCUACUCGUGAGUAAGAACUCGAAGCUUACGAACAACUGCAGGUACAGUGUAACCGCAUAUAACGUAUGUCGCGGGAGUCACGAAAAUCCGCACAAUAAGCGGUGCCACGCUAUAACCAAAACAUCAGUUUUUCAGGCCAAAAUACAUGCCAUGAGACAACUUACCUUUGUAAAAGAAUUUAUUUUAUGUUAGAUGAAAAAUAAAGCUUAGUUUGAGGAAAGUCUUUAUUUCACCAGACUAGUACAA
Ixodes scapularis (black-legged tick) is the source of this 2875-nucleotide messenger RNA. RefSeq names its product TATA box-binding protein-associated factor, RNA polymerase I, subunit C. The transcript has 14 exons. Gene Ontology annotation, molecular function: RNA polymerase I core promoter sequence-specific DNA binding. Lineage: Eukaryota; Metazoa; Arthropoda; Arachnida; Ixodida; Ixodidae. Gene Ontology annotation, cellular component: fibrillar center. Gene Ontology annotation, biological process: transcription by RNA polymerase I. The record is from RefSeq and is a predicted model, not a curated record. Bases 154 to 2226 code for a protein of 690 amino acids.